This is a messenger RNA of Fomitiporia mediterranea MF3/22, 447 nucleotides long. RefSeq lists its product as uncharacterized. Lineage: Eukaryota; Fungi; Basidiomycota; Agaricomycetes; Hymenochaetales; Hymenochaetaceae. The transcript has 4 exons. The record is from RefSeq and is a predicted model, not a curated record. Bases 1 to 447 code for a protein of 148 amino acids.
AUGACCCCAACCCCUGCAGCUACUAGUCUUUCCUUGACAGUGAUUCGUGCCUCCCAAAUAAAAUGGGUUUCUUCUCUCGUUCACAGCGAACGUCCAAAUCUAUACGUUCAUAUCAAAUUCAAUAACGUUAAGACACGAACACGGGCUGUCAAGCUGGACCUGUGCCCUCAAUGGGACGAAACAUUUUCAUUCGAUCAACCGCCCGCAGGCGGAGGGACGAAAUUUAGCAUCCAAGUCAUGCAUAGUUCAUCGUGGAAGGACAAAUGCGUGGGAAAGAUUGAAGUUGGGCUUGAUGACUUAUUACAGAGGUGUGCUGAUGGCAAAGAUUGUCGAUACGAUGUCAGGGGCUGGUCACAACGUCAAUGCUGCAAGACAAGCGGUUCAACAGAGUGGAAUCUCGUCUUCGGCAGCUACCACAGAUACACCCGUCUCUACAACAACAAUUGA